Molecule: messenger RNA, 681 nt
Organism: Hemiscyllium ocellatum (epaulette shark)
Lineage: Eukaryota; Metazoa; Chordata; Chondrichthyes; Orectolobiformes; Hemiscylliidae
Product: EEF1A lysine methyltransferase 3-like
Exons: 3
Coding region: 1-681 (226 amino acids)
Biological process (GO): peptidyl-lysine methylation
Cellular component (GO): cytosol; cytoplasm
Molecular function (GO): protein-lysine N-methyltransferase activity
Source: RefSeq, a predicted model, not a curated record
AUGCAAUCACAACAGGAAGAGAAGAACUGCAACAGCUCUGAAUCCAAGGAAGGAAUCAACAAACUAGAAAGUCGCUAUCAAUUUUGCGGGCACCAUUUGAGAAUCACUCGGGACUUCACCAGUAAUCUUGGGAUAUCCGCAAUAAUCUGGGAAGCUGGCCUUGUUCUCUGUCAGUACUUUGAGCAAGAAAAGAUUAGUUUUUCUGGGAAGAAGGUGAUUGAAUUGGGAUCGGGGACUGGGAUCGUUGGAAUUCUUGCUGUCUUGCUAGGCGGAGAUGUCACCCUGACAGACCAACCAAAUGUUCUCAGUCAAAUACAGUUCAAUGUUGCCAACAACAUCCCCGUCUCAGUUCAACAGCGGGCCAAAGUCUCUGCUCUCAUUUGGGGUGAAAACCAAAAUCAGUUCCCCACAAACUACGACUUCAUCCUGGGCACUGAUAUUGUCUACAGUUCACGGGACUUCCCUGCUCUCAUAAAGACCCUGCAACACCUCAGUAACGAGAACACCGUCAUCUACAUCUGUUCCAAGAUGCGAGAGACCAUGGGGGCCAUGGAUUUCCACGAAAAGCUCCUCCCGGUGGACUUCAACACGGAGAUUGUUCACAGAACUGCAGACAAAGAAAUCGUUGUGUUCAAGGGGACCAAGAAGAGCCCUGGAGAUGCAGAGAAGCCACAGAUGUGA